AUGUCCACUGUUGGCGCUCAGCAUCUUCUGAUCAAGCACCAGGGUUCCAGGCGCCCUGCAAGUUGGAAGGAUGAGUCGGGAGCAGAGAUCAAGAAGAGAACGAAGGAGCAAGCUCGUGAGAUCCUUCUCCAGCACAAACAAGCUAUCAUGAACUCUCCCAACCCCGCACAGAAGUUUGGUGAGCUGGCAUCCAUUCACAGCGAUUGUUCCUCCGCCAAGAACAAUGGCAGCCUCGGGGUGUUCGGACGGGGAGAGAUGCAGAAGGCCUUUGAAGACGCUGCCUUUGCCCUCAAAGUCGGGGAGAUCUCUGAUGUCGUCGAUUCUGAUUCCGGCCUCCACAUUAUCUACCGCUUCUCGUGAGUUCGUUCAGGGCAAGUUGUCGCUGUGCUCCUCAGGGUCGAGCAACCCUUACAACGAGCUGUUGCAAUGUUUAGAAGUUUAAUUUCAUACUUUGUAACUUCAAAAGAAUGCCGUGCGUGUG
Guillardia theta CCMP2712 is the source of this 481-nucleotide messenger RNA. RefSeq lists its product as hypothetical. Gene Ontology annotation, molecular function: peptidyl-prolyl cis-trans isomerase activity. Gene Ontology annotation, cellular component: nucleus; cytosol. The transcript is spliced from 2 exons. The coding region runs from base 1 to 360 and encodes 119 amino acids. NCBI's taxonomy places the organism in Eukaryota, Cryptophyceae, Pyrenomonadales, Geminigeraceae. The record is from RefSeq and is a predicted model, not a curated record.